GUUGCUGCGAGGACAUGAACAAGUGUACAAGGGGAUUGAGACCCUGGAGCUUGGCGACGACUUUGUGGUGAACACCAUCUUCUCUUCAGCCGACUAUGUGGGGAUCUUUUGUAUCAACGAGACAAACAACCAGCCUCUGCGACUUCCGAGUUGGGAUCCAAAGAUGUUCAAACGGGGUGGGCACAGGAACAAAGGAGGAAUCAUGUUCGUCGACCUGAAGCAACAGUCCUUCCAGCCCCAUACUCUUACAGCGCAGCGGGCUCGGCAGCGAGCAAGGGACUUUACGGGAGCAGGCUGUACCGAGCCCAUCUCAUCCCAUGCUCUCCCGGACACCGAAGUCAUCGAAGAGCCCGUUGAGAAGGGCUUCAUAGACAGGUUCAAGACCUUCUUCGGCAUGGGGUCUCUGCUUCAGGAGAACGGCCAUGACCCUCAGACAGCGGAGCAAGUCGAGCUUCCCAUCAAAUGUCAAGGCCGCGAUCAUCUGAGCCCAGAAGAGGCAGAAGACCACGAGAACUACGUUCGCUCGACCUUGGCGGAAGCCAGCGACAUGAACUUCGAAGUUCGGAAGAUCAUCGACCUGGCUGGGGAAGCGGCAGUUUGCGAGAAUUUAACCGAGGCGACUAAGGACAACUGCAAGGCCAUGGCCAGGGACAUGAUCACGCUGAAG
Messenger RNA from Symbiodinium sp. CCMP2456, 667 nucleotides. The record is from the annotation of a GenBank genome assembly. Lineage: Eukaryota; Dinophyceae; Suessiales; Symbiodiniaceae.